UACAUUUCUUUCCAUCUCUUUUAAAUGGUUAUAAAAGUUCUACUGCUUGUAGCAGGCUAUGGCACACGGCUUCAACAAGAUCUCAGAGCCUCUCCUUCUCAUCACCACUUGCUGGGUGUUCCAAAAGCACUCUUACCCCUUGGCCAAGAAGAUGCUCUUAUCACAUAUUGGCUAGACCUUUUUAAAGCCAGUGGAAUCCCUGCGUCUGAUAUCUACCUUGUCACUAAUGCUGCAUCCUAUUCCGUGUUUGUAUCCUGGGCUAAUCGACACCAAGUGCCCCUUGUCAAUGUAUUCAAUGACGGAACUAUGUCCAACGAAGAUCGGUUGGGUGCUGUGCCCGAUAUUAACCUUGCUGUAAAGCAUUUUGGACUUGGCCAAGAUUCAGUACUUGUAGUUGGCGGGGACACAUUAUUCCUCAAGGACUUUGUUUUUAAUAAUUUUUUUCAGACCGCAAAAACCCACCCAAACCGGUCAUUAGUUACUGUCUACAGUGUACCUGACGAAGAUGUAUCCAAAGUCGGGAUUAUAGAAACCAACUCGAAAGGAGUUGUGACAAGCUUUUUGGAAAAACCGGAGCCAUCUGAGACAUCAUCAAGAUAUGCAUGUCCAUGUUUCUAUCUUUUUGUCCCCAAUGCUCUUUCUUUGCUGGACGCUUUUAUUGACGAGUCUAAAGGGAAGCCCAAGGAAGAGGUAGACGCCACUGGUAAAUUCUUGGCCUAUCUUUUCCCGCGUUGUCCGGUUGGGACAUUUCCUAUCUCAGGUCGAAUUGAUGUGGGAGGACUGUCUUCUUAUUUGCAGGCAGAUGUGUACUACAAAAGUAUGUGAGCAUUGGAAAUAUACAAAUUUCCGUACCCAUUGUUAAUGCGCCGAGUUAUUAUUCUGUGGAUAAAUAGCCCAAAGUUAUGGGUAUUAUGCUUUCUUAAUUGCAUAAAAUAAAAUACCUUUGUAAUUUUAUUAGACGCAUACACCAGGUUGUUGUGUUAUUC
Phycomyces blakesleeanus NRRL 1555(-) is the source of this 986-nucleotide messenger RNA. Its product is annotated as secreted nucleotidyl transferase. The transcript has 2 exons. NCBI's taxonomy places the organism in Eukaryota, Fungi, Mucoromycota, Mucoromycetes, Mucorales, Phycomycetaceae. The record is from RefSeq and is a predicted model, not a curated record. The coding region runs from base 25 to 825 and encodes 266 amino acids. Gene Ontology annotation, biological process: biosynthetic process.